AUGAAGUACAUUACCUUCAAUCGACACUACAAAAAUGCAUUCGCCCAUCUCUACCGGCGAGCACUGUCCAGCAGCAGCAACUCAAACACCAACUCAAAUUCCAACACAACAACAAAGAGCACAUCGACAGCGCAACGAGAUGAGUGGCGCAAGCUGGCCACCAAGCAGAUGAAGGGAAAAGACCCGGAUGGCCUGAUCUGGAAGACAAAUGAGGGCAUCAAACUGAAGCCGGUGUACUUCAAUGAGGACCGAGAGGGCACCGAUCGGACGGAGCUGCCCGGCAAGUUUCCCUUCACCCGUGGUCCCUACCCGACAAUGUACGCCCAGCGACCGUGGACGAUUCGCCAGUACGCCGGCUUCAGCUCCGUGGAGGAGAGCAACAAGUUCUACAAGGAGAACAUUGCCGCCGGUCAGCAGGGCCUCUCGGUGGCCUUCGACCUAGCCACCCACCGAGGCUAUGACAGCGACGACCCGCGGGUGCAGGGCGACGUGGGCAUGGCCGGCGUGGCCAUCGACUCGGUGGAGGACAUGAAGGUCCUCUUCGCAGGCAUCAACCUGAAGGACAUCAGCGUGUCGAUGACCAUGAACGGCGCCGUCCUCCCCGUCAUGGCCUUCUACAUUGUCGCCGCGGAGGAGUCGGGCGUCGAGAAGAAGUACCUCUCGGGGACGAUUCAAAAUGACAUCCUCAAGGAGUUCAUGGUGCGGAACACGUACAUCUACCCGCCGGAAAGCAGCAUGCGCAUCAUCGGCGACAUCUUUGCCUACACCAGCAAGAACAUGCCCAAGUUCAACUCGAUCUCCAUCUCGGGCUACCACAUGCAGGAGGCGGGCGCCACCUCGCUCAUCGAGAUGGCCUACACCAUCGCCGACGGGCUGGAGUACUGCCGAACGGGCGUCAAG
Messenger RNA from Rhagoletis zephyria (snowberry fruit fly), 900 nucleotides. The record is from RefSeq and is a predicted model, not a curated record. Lineage: Eukaryota; Metazoa; Arthropoda; Insecta; Diptera; Tephritidae.